Molecule: messenger RNA, 1557 nt
Organism: Procambarus clarkii (red swamp crayfish)
Lineage: Eukaryota; Metazoa; Arthropoda; Malacostraca; Decapoda; Cambaridae
Source: RefSeq, a predicted model, not a curated record
AUGACUGUUGAUGUUGUAAACACCAUUGCUACACCCACUGUUGAUGUUGUAAACACCAUUGCUACACCCACUGUUGAGGUUACAAACACCAUUGCUACACCCACUGUUGAUGUUGUAAACACCAUUGCUACACCCACUGUUGAUGUUGUAAACACCAUUGCUACACCCACUGUUGAUGUUGCAAACACCAUUGCUACACCCACUGUUGAUGUUGUAAACACCAUUGCUACACCCACUGUUGAUGUUGUAAACACCAUUGCUACACCCACUGUUGAUGUUGUAAACACCAUUGCUACACCCACUGUUGAUGUUGUAAACACCGUUGCUACACCCACUGUUGAUGUUGUAAACACCGUUGCUACACCCACUGUUGAUGUUGUAAACACCAUUGCUACACCCACUGUUGAUGUUGUAAACACCGUUGCUACACCCACUGUUGAUGUUGUAAACACCGUUGCUACACCCACUGUUGAUGUUGUAAACACCGUUGCUACACCCACUGUUGAUGUUGUAAACACCGUUGCUACACCCACUGUUGAUGUUGUAAACACCAUUGCUACACCCACUGUUGAUGUUGUAAACACCGUUGCUACACCCACUGUUGAUGUUGUAAACACCAUUGCUACACCCACUGUUGAUGUUGUAAACACCAUUGCUACACCCACUGUUGAGGUUGUAAACGCCAUUGCUACACCCACUGUUGAGGUUGUAAACACCAUUGCUACACCCACUGUUGAGGUUGUAAACGCCAUUGCUACACCCACUGUUGAGGUUGUAAACACCAUUGCUACACCCACUGUUGAGGUUGUAAACACCAUUGCUACACCCACUGUUGAGGUUGUAAACACCAUUGCUACACCCACUGUUGAUGUUGCAAACACCAUUGCUACACCCACUGUUGAUGUUGUAAACACCGUUGCUACACCCACUGUUGAUGUUGUAAACACCAUUGCUACACCCACUGUUGAUGUUGUAAACACCAUUGCUACACCCACUGUUGAUGUUGUAAACACCAUUGCUACACCCACUGUUGAGGUUGUAAACACCGUUGCUACACCCACUGUUGAUGUUGUAAACACCGUUGCUACACCCACUGUUGAUGUUGUAAACACCGUUGCUACACCCACUGUUGAUGUUGUAAACACCGUUGCUACACCCACUGUUGAUGUUGUAAACACCAUUGCUACACCCACUGUUGAGGUUGUAAACGCCAUUGCUACACCCACUGUUGAGGUUGUAAACACCAUUGCUACACCCACUGUUGAGGUUGUAAACACCGUUGCUACACCCACUGUUGAGGUUGUAAACACCGUUGCUACACCCACUGUUGAUGUUGUAAACACCGUUGCUACACCCACUGUUGAUGUUGUAAACACCGUUGCUACACCCACUGUUGAUGUUGUAAACACCGUUGCUACACCCACUGUUGAUGUUGUAAACACCGUUGCUACACCCACUGUUGAUGUUGUAAACUUCUCCACAACGCAGCGCUUUUGCUUGUUUUUUUUGCUGCAAAAUAUGGCACAAAAAACCUGCGGGUUCUGGUGUUAUUGUUGA